Ochlerotatus camptorhynchus is the source of this 1191-nucleotide messenger RNA. Its product is annotated as DALR anticodon-binding domain-containing protein 3. Lineage: Eukaryota; Metazoa; Arthropoda; Insecta; Diptera; Culicidae. The transcript has 5 exons. The record is from RefSeq and is a predicted model, not a curated record. Gene Ontology annotation, biological process: arginyl-tRNA aminoacylation; tRNA C3-cytosine methylation. Gene Ontology annotation, molecular function: tRNA binding; arginine-tRNA ligase activity; ATP binding. The coding region runs from base 5 to 1183 and encodes 392 amino acids.
UAUAAUGAAUAAUUUAGAAAAUCUAGAAGAACAGUUAAAGCGUUGCCUCCAAAAGGUGGGUCGGCUCUCAUUGAAAUAUCUAAACAAACAGUUGACCGAAUAUGGCGAUAUCGUGGUCAAAAUUGUUGAGCCAAAAAACGAUUUGGCUAAUUUUGAUGCUCAAUCCUUUGUUAAAGAAAGUCAAGAAUGGGUUUUACCGGUUAAAAGCGUACGUGUAACAGAUUCGUCUGUAGCUUUCUUCCUGAAACGAGAAACAGCAUUUCGUUGUUUUAUUACCGAAUGUUUAGAAGGCAAAUUCGGGCGCAGGGACAAUGCUCAACAAAUAAUUUUAAGUACUGAUGUGGAUAAAGAAAGUCUAGAUAAUAUGAAUAUAACGGAAUUUAGAAUUUUAACAGUAAAUAACGUAGUUAGGAAUUUAUUUGAAUUCGGCGGGUUUAAUUUCUCAAACGAUAGGUCAUUGAAAGAAAAUACACUGACUAUUAAAAUUACCCGCAAUCGUAGCAAGGCAACUACCAAUGAAAUAGAUCUUAUAUGUGGUCCAGUAACAACGAAUGGUAUAAACGCUACGGAUUUCAUUAAGAAACGUGCAAACGACAUGCAGCUGAUCGCACAGCACAAGUAUGGCAUACGCGUGAGAGACCAUCAGCGAUUCCAGGAAAUGAUUGCUAGUCUGGGGCGGUCGGCUGCCAUCGUUGAUAUGCUGGAAUCCAAAGCAUCCAGUCCAAUUGACAUGAAGACAGAAAAAAAUCAGUCCAGUAAAGGUGCCGCCUUUAUUUUGUAUAAUUACGCCAGAAUAUCUGUCUUGUUUAAAACGCUAUCAGAAAAGCAAAGAACUCGAUACUACCCAGAUUUACCCUCAGUAGAAAAUGUUGAUUUCACUCUACUCAAAGAAGAGGAUGAAUGGCAUCUGUUUUGGGCUUAUGUGGUUGGUUUUCCCGAUAUGAUAAAGCAAGCGCUAGGCGAUGGUCAGCUAUCGCGAAUGUCACCUCAUCUGGUACUGAGCUUCGCAUCGGGAUUGGUAAUUUGCCUAAGUAAAUACUAUCGUCGAGUGCGGAUAUUGACGGAAAAUCGCGAGCAUCUUCUGCCGACCAUGUACGCCAGGAUUUACUUGUUGAAGUCUGUGUUUCACGUGUUGUCAGCGUUGUUGAAAAUCUUGGAUUUAGAAGCGGUUACGCAAAUGUAACAUACUAA